Molecule: messenger RNA, 625 nt
Organism: Zingiber officinale
Lineage: Eukaryota; Viridiplantae; Streptophyta; Magnoliopsida; Zingiberales; Zingiberaceae
Product: zinc finger Ran-binding domain-containing protein 2-like
Exons: 3
Coding region: 45-482 (145 amino acids)
Cellular component (GO): cytoplasm
Molecular function (GO): mRNA binding
Source: RefSeq, a predicted model, not a curated record
ACUGACCAAUUGUUGGUUUAAUUAAUAAGCUAAACGAUAUCAAAAUGAGCGGGGGGAUGUCGAGGAAGCCUGGGGAUUGGGUGUGCAGGUCGUGCGAGUACGUGAACUUUUGUCGGCGGGACUCGUGCCAGCGGUGCGGCGAGCAUAAGCUUGGGGCGGAGCGGCUGGACUACACCAGCAUUGGUGGCAGCUGGGACGUCAAGCCCGGCGACUGGUAUUGUUCCGCCUGCCGGGUCCACAACUACGCCAACCGCCCUUCCUGCUUCAAGUGCGGCGCUUCCAAGGACGACUCCGCCUCCGCCAUCGCCAGCUCCUGGGGCUUCCGCUGCGACACCGCCUCCGGCGCCGCUAACUGCUCCUCCUCCUGGAAGUCCGGCGACUGGAUUUGCUCCAGAUUAGGUUGCAAUGAGCACAACUAUGCGAGAAGGAUGGAAUGUUUCCGAUGCAAUGCACCGAGAUCAGACUGUGGUUCAGAAUACUAAUAUAUAGGCGAGCACAUGAAGAGACUUUUUCAAACAAGUCAAUAAAUAUAUGUUGUGUCCCUUUUUGUUUCAGCUGGUGUGUGUGCGUAUAUAUAUAUAAUCGAGACUGUAAGCAUGUUAUCAGCUAAUUAAAGUCUACACUG